UUUUGUCAAUAAUUCAAAACAAGCAACGAUACGAACAAGCAACUAUAAGGAUUUCUAUAUUUCGAAUCGUUCUUUUCGUUUUGCAAGUGAAAAGAAAUUAAAAAUGUCACUCUUACCAUUCAUGUUUGACUACGACUGGCCACGGCACCGACCCAGCCGUCUUCUGGACCAAGACUUCGGACUGGCUAUAACUCCGGAUGAUUUAUUAACAAUCGUCGCUUCUCCUAUGCAAACCCGGGACUAUUUUAGACCCUGGCGUCAAUUGGCAAACAUCCGAGACAUCGGUUCCAGUCUUAAGGCCGAUAAGGAUAAAUUCCAGAUUAAUUUAGAUGUCCAACACUUUUCGCCUGACGAAAUAACAGUGAAGACAUCCAAUGGUUAUAUAGUUGUGGAGGGGAAACACGAGGAGAAACAGGAUGAACACGGCUACAUUUCCCGUCAGUUUGUGAGAAGGUACGCUCUGCCUGAUGGCUGUAACCCUGAUACUGUAGAAUCUCGUUUAUCAUCUGAUGGUGUGCUCACUGUAACCGCCCCAAAACAACCCUCGGCGUUGAAAAACGAGAAAAAUAUUCCAAUACAACAGACAGGCCCAGUACGAAAGGAAGCCAGAGAUGAAAUAAAAGAAUCCGAAGAAAAGAAGUGAAAGUGCUAUUUUAUUAUUUUAUUUAAAACAUCAAAUAGACUGAUUGUGUUUAAGCUUUUUUGUGAUUUUUAUUUAAUAAAAAUGUUAAAUAAUUAAAA
Messenger RNA from Danaus plexippus (monarch butterfly), 741 nucleotides. Its product is annotated as protein lethal(2)essential for life-like. The record is from RefSeq and is a predicted model, not a curated record. Lineage: Eukaryota; Metazoa; Arthropoda; Insecta; Lepidoptera; Nymphalidae. Gene Ontology annotation, biological process: response to heat; protein refolding. The transcript has a single exon. The coding region runs from base 104 to 643 and encodes 179 amino acids. Gene Ontology annotation, molecular function: protein folding chaperone.